Messenger RNA from Penicillium diatomitis, 1047 nucleotides. RefSeq names its product translation machinery-associated protein TMA46. Gene Ontology annotation, biological process: cytoplasmic translation. Gene Ontology annotation, molecular function: mRNA binding; metal ion binding. Gene Ontology annotation, cellular component: cytosol. The coding region runs from base 1 to 1047 and encodes 348 amino acids. NCBI's taxonomy places the organism in Eukaryota, Fungi, Ascomycota, Eurotiomycetes, Eurotiales, Aspergillaceae. The record is from RefSeq and is a predicted model, not a curated record. The transcript is spliced from 4 exons.
AUGCCGCCCAAGAAGGCCGAGCAGCCUAAGAAGAAGAAGGCCACUGUCGAUGACAAGACUUUCGGCAUGAAGAACAAAAAAGGUGGUGCUGCUCAAAAACAAAUCCAGCAGCUCCAAGCCAUGGCGAAGUCCAACAAGGACCCCGACGCCAAGCGCAAAGAGGCUGAGAAGCUUAAGCGAGAAGCCGAGAAGAAGGCCGCCGAGCAGGCCAAGAAAGAAGCUGCUGAGCUUUUCAAGCCUGUCCAGGUUCAGAAAGUACCAUUCGGAGUUGACCCGAAGACUGUGCUGUGUGUUUUCCACAAGAAGGGAGGAUGCGACAAAGGCAAGAAGUGCAAGUUCAGCCACGACAUGAACAUUGAGCGCAAGGCUGCGAAAAAGGAUCUCUAUACCGAUUCACGCGAUGCGGAGGAAGGCGAGGACAAGAAGAAGGCGGAUACCAUGGACAACUGGGACGAAGAAAAGCUGCGCAGCGUCGUUCUCAGCAAGCAUGGCAACCCACGAACGACGACUGACAAGGUUUGCAAGUACUUCAUCGAAGCCGUCGAGAACCAGAAAUACGGCUGGUUCUGGGUCUGUCCAAACGGAGGAGAUAAGUGCAUGUACAAGCACAGUUUGCCACCUGGAUUCGUCCUCAAGACCAAGGAACAGAGGGCGGCUGAGAAGGCUUUGAUGGACAAAUCUCCAUUGAACACACUUACUCUGGAAGACUGGCUCGAAUCAGAGCGGCACAAGUUGACUGGUACUUUGACGCCAGUCACCCCAGAAAGUUUCGCCAAGUGGAAGACGGAGCGUCUCAGCAAGAAGGCUGCUGAGGAGCAAGCACAGAAGGCCAAGGAAGCUACUGGUCGUGCCAUGUUCGAGAGCGGCGACUGGAAGGAUGAGGAAAGCAGUGACGAGGAGGAAGACGAUGAUACCUGGAAUCUGGACGCGCUCCGUGAUGAGACCGAGCAGCUCAAAGAGCGGACCGAAGAGGAACGGGUGGCUAAGCUUACAGGAGUUGAUGUUCCAUCAGACGGUGGCGCCACCGUACAGCAGGCUGCUGGUUGA